This is a messenger RNA of Salarias fasciatus (jewelled blenny), 2793 nucleotides long. RefSeq names its product vesicle-associated membrane protein-associated protein B/C-like. NCBI's taxonomy places the organism in Eukaryota, Metazoa, Chordata, Actinopteri, Blenniiformes, Blenniidae. Gene Ontology annotation, molecular function: FFAT motif binding. The coding region runs from base 204 to 947 and encodes 247 amino acids. The record is from RefSeq and is a predicted model, not a curated record. Gene Ontology annotation, biological process: endoplasmic reticulum membrane organization. The transcript is spliced from 6 exons. Gene Ontology annotation, cellular component: plasma membrane; endoplasmic reticulum membrane.
UUAGCCCGUUAGCCUCCUGCAGCUGUCCGUGGCCGUCAGUCAUCCAGCCUGUCAGACCGAGCGGCGGUGCAGCAUUUGUGAAUCUCCUCCUCCUCCUUCCCUCCCGCAGUCAAACCGAGGACGGCCGGGUUGUAAUCUCCGGGAGCCAGCCGCUCGCUUCACCUCGUUGUCCUCGCUGUCACGACAGGAAGAAGCCCUGGGACAUGGCCAGAGCAGAACAGGUCCUGGUGCUAGAGCCACAACACGAACUGAAAUUCAGAGGCCCGUUUACAGAUGUCGUCACUGCCACUCUGAAGCUCACCAACCCCACAGACAGAAAUGUGUGUUUCAAAGUCAAGACUACCGCUCCCCGCAGAUACUGUGUGCGCCCGAACAGUGGCGUCAUUGACGCUGGAAGCUCCAUCAAUGUUUCUGUUAUGCUUCAGCCGUUUGACUACGACCCCAACGAAAAGAGUAAACACAAAUUCAUGGUGCAGUCCCUGCUGGCUCCGUUCGACAUGACUGACAUGGAAGGAGUUUGGAAGGAGGCAAAGCCUGAAGAGCUGAUGGACUCAAAGUUGAGAUGUACAUUUGAGAUGCCGCUAGAAAAUGACAAAACGCAUGAGAGUGAAAGCAACAAACCUGUGUCUUCCUCUGCCUCUGUUAAGACCGAGCACUCAGUGCUGCCCAAGUCGGCCAGCGCCUCGCUGGACGACGGCGAGGUCAAGAAGAUCAUGGAGGAGUGUAAGCGGCUGCAGAUGGAGGUGCAGAGGCUACGGGAAGAAAACAUCAAGAUCAGGGAGGACGACGGCCUGCGGAAGAGAAAGGUGACGUCGGCGGCCGCCCCUCACGCCGCCUCCUCCAUGACGGCCUCGGCCAUGAGGGACGAGGGCCUGAGCACCCGCGUCCUGGCGCUGUGCGUGCUCUUCUUCGUGAUCGGAGUCAUCAUUGGCAAGCUGGCGCUGUAGAGACACAGAGGGACAGAGCACAGUGACGGACAGACGGCUGGACAGCGUGCCCGGGAGGACACGCGUCAAUGACGGCAACUGGGGAUGUCUUCUGGGUUCAUGUUGAUCUGUUUCUUUCUUUUUCUUUUCUUUUUCUUUUUUUUUUUUAAACAUUUAAGGCAAUAUCAAGAUGGUUUGUUUGGAUUGAAGCUAAAUUAAAGUGUAAAAAGAAAACAGAGGAAGACGAUCCCAAGUUAAACCAUGAGUGCAAGAGCUAACUGUCACAGGUCCUGCCUUCUUUCUUCUCUCUCUCUUCUGUGAAAUAAUCUCCACCUCUGAUUGUUUUUUUGUUUUUGUUUUUGUUUUUGUUUUUGUUUUCUUUCUUUCUUUCUUCCGUCCAUCUCCCUCCUGAAUGAUCUUCCCGAACUUGCACAGGUAACAGUUAGUGGUGUGUGGAUGUGGCUUCACGCUGGCUGAAUGUUUGAUCUUUCAUUCUCACUCUGUCUAUAAAAAAAACUCCAACACUCCUCGUUAAAUCAUCUCUCUCUCUCUCCCUCUGGUAAUCUGCAAGGACAGGUGACCACAGGUGAUAUGUCAGACUUUUUUUUUUUUUUUUUGUUGAGACUCAAACUUUGUCUUCUAAACAGUUCGUGGUUGAAAUAUUAAAAACAAAACAACAAAAAAACACCAGUAUGAGCCAGUAGAAGCCGCAUGCGUGUGUAUGUUGGAUUGAUCGUGUGUGUCUUCGCCUCCUGCUGGAGCGCUGACGCGACUGCUGUGUGUGGAUGAUUUUAAGUGAGGAGACCGGUGAAACGGUGAAAUCGCAGGCUGUUUGACAACAACAAAAAAACAGGGCUGGUUUUAAGGAGAGAGAAAAAAAAUGUAACUCAUCUGUAUAGAUUUCCUGCAUCCAACAGAAAAAGAAAAAAAAUGGGGGCGUUUGCUGAAAACCAGAUCAGGACUCUUGAUGAUUUCAGUGGCAGUCUGGACCAAGGAAUCCGUAGAAACUCUUCGAAUCAGCUUUCAGGCCAUUUGUAAAGUGAAAUCAGCAUUGUGAUCAAGAGUCUGCUGGUGCACAGCGAUUGAUUUAAAACAAACUGUACUUAGUUCAAUCGAUCAUAUUUUCCUGGUUCAACCUCUGAUUUGCUCAGAUGAGAGAGAAGAUGAUGGUAACCUUCAGAUCAGCCGGAGAAUGUCAUGCAAAUCAAAAACUUGCACACUUUUACUAUCCAACAUAACGUAUGCAACAAUAUUUUUCGCCGCCUUCUUUAGUUUUGCCCACAGAGUAUUGAAUUUGCGUCCUCCUGUGUUACAGCACUGGUUUGCUUCUUUUGCCCCCCUCCUCGCUCCCUCCCUCCCUGUAUUCUCAUGUAGCCACAAAGCUUCUGUUGUUUCAAAUAUUCAAAUGCACUAUAUUAGAGCUGUGCACUCUGCGGUCUGCAUGAAAUGGCCUGAAUUUAUUCAGAUUGCUUUGUUUCGUUUUUUUCGAGUGAAGUUAUAUUAGCAAAACAAGGAAAAUAUUGCUAUCUUUUCAAAAAGGGACCACCAUGAGUCUGGUUUAUCAGUGUGUAUGUGUGUGUGUGUGUGUGUGUGCGUGUGUUUUAAUUCCCUCCCCAUCAUCUUCUCCUUUUGUUUCCUGUCGGGCUCCGGUGGUUGUGCGAUAACACAGCUGUAUAAUCUUGGCUAUCACAUGACCAUCUCAGCAGACUCAGUUGUUAUAAAGGAACAAAAAAAAGAGUAAAAACCUGUAUUUGUUGGUUGCCUGAGGGGAACAGAGACGUGUGGAUGUGGGCAGCUGGGAGGACUGACCUGUUAAUACACGCUACAUGAAAGGAAAAAAAAAAAAAAAAGAAUAAUCAAGGCAUCA